Messenger RNA from Mobula hypostoma (lesser devil ray), 3383 nucleotides. RefSeq names its product steroid receptor RNA activator 1 (gene sra1). The transcript is spliced from 5 exons. Gene Ontology annotation, biological process: regulation of transcription by RNA polymerase II. Bases 125 to 784 code for a protein of 219 amino acids. Gene Ontology annotation, cellular component: nucleus. Lineage: Eukaryota; Metazoa; Chordata; Chondrichthyes; Myliobatiformes; Myliobatidae. The record is from RefSeq and is a predicted model, not a curated record.
GAAUGAAUUAAGAACUUUUGGUGAAUCAUGACGCAUGACGUAACUCAUAGAGACGGACGUGACGUCAGCGCGUCAGACUCCGGACCCGGCGAGGAGGAGGUAGAAGUGGAACAGUGAAGAAGAAAUGUCUGAUCUGUUCGUGAAACCAGGAAAUCAAGAGCGAGGCUGGAAUGAUCCUCCUCAGUUUUCAUAUGGUUUGCAGACUCGAGCACAAAUUGGUCAAAAGAAACCAUUUCUCACAAAGAGAGUAAUAGCACCUCAGAUGGAUACAGCACCAAAAGUUUGUGGACCUACUGGAAUUCCCCCUGGAUUGACACCAUCUGGCAGUUCCACACCCAGCCAGCAAAGACUUCCACCUCCACCCAAACUUCCUAGUUUGUCGAACACUUGCCAACCUCUUCAAAGCACAACGGUUAUUUCUGAAUGCAAUGUAAAGGAGGUGGAAGAUGUUUUAACUCCUUUAAAUAAGGCGCUGGAGGCUUGUAGGACAUCAGUUAAGAAGCAAGUUUGUGAUGAUAUUGGCCGACGACUAACAAUACUACAAGACAUGUGGCAAAAUGGAAAGCUAUCUGUAUCAGUGCAAAAGAGGAUGUAUCUGCUUGCACAAGAAAUGGAGCAUUGCAAGUGGGAUUCUGCUGAUGAAAUUCACAGAUCUUUGAUGGUUGACCAUGUAAAUGAAGUAGGACAGUGGAUGGUUGGUGUGAAGCGUCUCAUUGCUGAAACCAAAAAUCUGCCAUCUGACAUUAUUUCCUGUGCUGACAAGGGUUGUGAAUCAGGGAACUAAAUUGUUGAAUUUGUUUACAGUGAUAUGACUGACAACAUUGGCGAAAAAUGCAGUCAGGGAACAAAGUUCUAAGAACAUGGCUACAAGAAUAAAACGAUGCUUGACUAUGGUGUCUGCACUGAGCAAGCAUGAAAAUGUAUUCGGGCUGCACAGUUUCCAAUCUACAGUCAUUGAAAAGAGCUGCUGUUUCAAACUCUUUUAUGGGUGCUCUGUUUGGAAGGCAAAUAUCAGGGUUUCUUUUUCAUCUGCCACAGAAAAUAUGGUCAGGUCUCAUCGCCAUAAGCACCUAGUGGACUUCAAUUAAGGACUUGUACUUUACUUGGCACAUUUUACCAACAUCUAUUUUAAUGAAGUUGCAGUGUAAUUUUAUUGCAUGUGAUUCAAAAACUGCCCACCUGCUGUGAUUUUUUUUGAAAAUAUUAAAUAUUCAAGGUGAAGUGUUGGACUGAAAUACCUUUGUGUUUGCUCUACAUGUGUAAAAUCUGGUUUAUCUAAAAAGAAAAGCACUAUUGGUACGCACAUUUAUUCAUAGCGUGAUAUCUAUUAUAAAUGCAGGAUUGUUGAUGUGAUGGGAACAGCUACAUACUUGACCACACUUCAAGAUGCUUUAUAGGAAAAUUAUAUCCUCUAACUGCAAUCAUUGACCUCUUUCUGUGUUCUAUCUCUGCCUUGAAGAAAGCCUUCCCAGAGUCUUAUUCUCUAAUCUCAAAUCUGCAGUUUAAUAGAACCUGUCAGAUUGUGUUGGCUGUCAACACAAAUGAGACAUUUCACUGUAUAUUUCGAUGUACUUGUGAUCAAUAAAUGAAAUUGAUUCAAGGAACAUACAACAGUACAGCUUGAGAACAGGCCCUUCAGUACAUGCUAUCUUUAUACUUUAUACUUUGUUGUCGCCAAACAAUUGAUACUAGAAUGUACAAUCAUCACAGUGAUAUUUGAUUCUGUACUUUUCUUCAAGCAUUUCCUGGCAAUUUAAUGAACAAGGUGACUUUUGCUGCAUGCUUCAGAGAACUUCACAACUAUUCUUGCAAACCAUUUGUAUCAUCCUUGACUAACUGCAGGCAAAUUGUUUACUUGUCAAUAGUUUCCACCUUCAAUCGUUGUCAAGGCAGAUACCUAUCAUUAAUUAUCUGUUCUAUUAAGUUUUACAAUACAGAAAUUUCUUUUCUAUUUAUUUCUCUUUUGGAAGGGGGUAUAUCGGGUCAGAAGUAGAAUCCAGAACUCAAAUAAAGUGUUUUUAUGGAUGAAGAGUUUUGUCUUUGUAAUCAUGUCUUCAAUUGAAUUGCAGAACAAAAAAUCAAGAUGGGGAUUGGGGAGAGCUUAAGUAUGAAAAUUUUUGUGCCUUAGCUUACUGUGUACUUAAGAAAAAGAUAAAGAGCAAGCUUAUGGCGAUUUCAGAUAUCGAUGUGGGCAGGUGGGAUAAGCUGAGAUGGUCAUUUUAGUCGUCAUGGUAUGGACGAAUUCGACCAAAGGGCCUGUUUCCAGGAUGUAUCACCCUAUGACUCCAUGGUAUAGUUUCCAAUUUAAUCACAUUCAUGGUGUUCUGGCGUGGGGGUUGGGUUGGGAGUUCAAUAUGACAAGGAACAUAACUGUCGCGCAGCUAUGGGCAAACAUUUAUAGUCGAUUUUUGUCUGGAGUUCCACCAGUUGUCUGAUUUUUGGUUUAAUUAUUACAAAAAGGGAAGCUCCACUGGAGCACAGCACUUAUCUAGAAAUGGGUCCAAUAGUGAUUAUUUGAGUGCUCAUCAAUUUGAAACCAAUUAUAUAUAAAGUCAUAUUUAGGUUGCUCAAAUAUGUUUGAGUGAGGUAAAAAUUUAAGCUGAGAUUUAAUUGAAUUACAUCAACUUUGGAAACUCAGUAGGGCAAUCUUUUCAGUGUUAAAGUACUCGUUGCAGAAUUUUCUGCAGAAUGUAUUUAUAGAUAUACAUGACAGAUAUGUUAUCAUAUGCUCUGCUUAAAAUUCCAAAAGUUUGAUCCUUUUAAUACACGUUUCUUGGAUGACCAGUAUCUAUUUGUUGUUUCUGUUCAUUAAGUAUUUGAAAUAUUUUGAAAUCUUAGAUUCAUCUUUAAAUAUAUUUAAAUGAUUGACCUGAGUGUUGACUGUCACUACCAUGUAACCAUGAUAGUAUGACCAUAACUUUUUAAACUGAAGUUCAUUUUUAUGUAUGCUCAUAACUUUCUGUGGCUGAGUAGCCCGGGUGAAGGUGCCCAGAAGAAAUCAGCAACAGAUAUGUGGAUAAAUUCAAAAUUGUUCUAUAUAUACGGCUCGCAAAUUCCAUUUCAUUUUGCAAUUAGACUUUAAAACACCCUCUAUUAUUAAGCACUGAUUCUUGAGAACUUGAAUAAAACUCAUUUUAAUUUUGAAAAGAAAAAAUGUGAAACGUUAAGAAAUCUAAACUUACAUGUUUAUAGAACAAGGUCUCAGCAAUCAAGCAAUAUUUCGGUGCAACCUCCUGAUUUUGUAAUUUUUUCAUAAAAUAUGUUUUUCCUGUCAUUACUUAGUUUUUGUCAACACAGUCAGACAUAAUAAAAAGCUAAUUAUUCCUAUUUAUUUAGUCUUGUAUAGAUAUGGAGCUUUUAAAUCAUUCUGUCUACACCGUAGG